ACGCAUGCACAAAGUACUGUUGACAUCUCUAACGAAAUAAGCCUCUCGUAAAAGAAAAAACUUUGUUAUGUGUCCCAAUAUAAGGUAGUUGAAAGGUUUGCUUCUCUUCGUAAUCAUCUUUUAGAGGAGGAGAAACAACAUGUCGAGGGAAAAUCUACACGUAAGUAACAUGUUACACUUUGUUCAGGUAUAUUUUUUACUCUAAACCGAUUAUGGGUCUAUUGUACGUUUGCGUUCAUAGCCUGCUUUCCUAAAUCUGUUCAGCGCUUUCUGUCAGAUCUUUGACAAGCAGUGGAUAAUUUUGCCUGUUUUGUUGAGACAGUUGUAAGACCUUCUGUGAGAAUUUGUGAGAAAUGUUCGAAGGGAAUGUGUCGUAAAAUCACUUCGAACAUUUGAACUUUGAUGUGGCGUGGGGCGGAAUUCUAAUUUUGAGCAUAACUUUCUUUUGCAUGUUAUUCCUCACUGAAAUAGUGCCUUCUCUACUCUUGAGGAAUUAUCUGUGUCGUUGAAACUGUUUAUUCACUAGGGAAUGGCUACCACUGUCAGAAAUCCAUCUAAUUUAGCCAUCAUGAAUCGCAUACAGACGCUUCGAUAUGCAUGAGUUGCAUGUUUACAACCGUUGAAUCGACCUCUAACAGAUACAUGAAUGUCCGGAUUUUUCAAGUGUUUAUGACCCCGGGGUUUCUAGUUAUUCCAUCCGUGAAGCUCUUAUUGAUAUCAUUUUCGACGCUUAUUGCAUUUUUUUUACCUCUGUCGUGGCUUUAUGAUUAAAUAAAAAUUUUCAACGUUUUGUAUCAACGGUGCAUAAUUUUGCUAAUACCCAUGAAGAGGUGUGACUUAGCGUACCGAUAUAAUGGUUAAGCAAAAUUCUCUGGCGCUCAUUUUCAUCACGAAAUUUUUGCUUGAAAGUGAUUUUCAAUUACUGUAUCAGAUAUUGGGUGGGUUGUCAGUGAUCCAACAUCACCCACUAAAUUAAUUUAACUCAUUCCUACAUAUGAGCCAACAUCCAUAUUUUGCAGAUAUUAUGCAAGUAUCACGAAGGAAAUUACUUGAUACUGAAUAGAGAAGAACCAAUUUUUUGGACAUUUCUUAUAAACCCAAGAGUUAAAAUGCAAACUGUGCUCUUAAUUUAAAUUAAACUUUAAAGUAUCAAGAACAUUUUUAGUAAAACUUAUGCCAAGUCAAGAUGUAAGGGAAAAAAAAUUACUUUCAAAUUGAUGAUACAAGAACCUAUAUACCAUGAGUUCGGGGGGGAAUUGAUAAAUGAUAAUAAAUUAUCUUACUUUUUCAAACAGUUUUCUUAAGAAAAGGAAAGGUAAUACAUCAUUAUUCAAAUUUCUUUUUUCUAACAUUAUUCAGUUACAAUCAUGGUACUACACUACAGGCAUUGUUUGAGUAUUUAGUAGAACAAUCUGAUAAUUAGGUACCAUAAGUCUGUGUAGGGAAAUAUCAUAAUUUUUAAUGAAUUAAAUUUCAUUUGACUUGUGGAUGAAAAUUAAGUAAAGAAAUGUUCCUGAAAAAGAAAAUUUCAGGCUUCUUUUCUGUUAAUUCUUGAAUUGCAACUCAAACUUGUAUAGAUCACUGUUCCACUUGAUUAGGGAAAUGUAAUUAUCAUGUAAAUAUCUGAAAAGGGUUGAUUGAUUUACUUAAUUCUUCCUUCUUUCCUUGAAUUCAAACCUUUCCUUGAAGUCAAGGUGUUUACUAGUUCAUUUUACCAAAGAUACAGUUGGUAAAUGUUUUAGCCAGUAUCUUGAUGAACCAUGUAUUUUAACUAUUACUACUGUUUUACAAUUAUGAAGUUCUGCACACCUGGAAAUUUAUAGUCAAGAUGCACAAGAAUCUAGUUGUUUAAAACCCAGCUUUUGCUUUUCACUCUGACUUGUUUCCCUUUCUUAAACACCAACUUUUUUUUCCUUCAGAGAAGAGAGAAUGCCAAGGCUCGCACUUCUAUGCGAGAAAAGCUGGUAGAGAAACAGAAAGCAACAGAUGAACACGAGAGCAACUUUACAGCUGGUCGUGUUAAUGUGCGAGAGAGAUAUUUGCACCGCACUGGAAUAAGAGGGAGAAAGAGCUGGAUAUUCUAUGCUGUUUUGUACAUUCUAGCUCUCCUUGUAAUAGUCAAUAUUGUGGUGAGUGUUCAUAGGCUUGAAAACCAAAUGAUUGUCUUCUAUUGAUAUAAAAGGGAUGGAUAUGCCAGAGACAUAAAAAACUUAAAGAUUGGUAUCACCUAAGGGUUUUCUUACUUUAGGUGAACAUAUUAUUACUGAUGAGGAAAUCUAGUUGAAGGUCAGAGUACAAGGUUUUAACCUUUUAAACCCCCCCCCCCCACAAGAGUGACAAGCAUCUAAUUUCUCCUUACAAUAUCACCCUUGAAUCAAACAUUAAGGUCAUGAGAAGGAAGGACAUGAUCAUCAACUAGAGAAGUUCUUGAUUGUUAACCAAGUUCUCUUUUUCAGCACCUGAGGACAUGUCUGGAGAAUAGUAAGGAGAAUAUGCAUACUGAUGUUAGGGUGGCAAGGGUUAAUUAGAUAACUAAACUCUCUGAGGAUAAACAGGUUAAAGCCAAGGAGAGAGUGUCAUGACAUGAUCAACAAGUGGCAUGGAAAACAUACUGACUGUAAGGGAAGAGUUUAAUAAAGGGUUGGAUAGCACAGUGGCCUCAUGGUUAGUGCGCUCAACUCUGGAUUGAGUGAUCCAGGUUCGAGCCCUGGCCAGGGUCAUUGUGUUGUGUUCUUAGGCAAGACACUUUACUCUCACAGUGCUUCUCUUCACCCAGGUGUACAAAUGGGUACCAGCAAAUGUGCUGAGGGUAACCCUGCGAUGGACUAGCAUCCCAUCCAGGGGGGAGUAGCAAUACUCCUAGCUGCUUUAUGCUAAGAAAACCAGAGUUAAGCACUGGCCCCAUGGGCCACUUGGGCCCAUAUAAAGGCUUACUUUUGGAUAGAAAGCAUGAAUAUCUAUAUUACUGGAACACGAACAGUGGGAACUGUUAUUAGAGCUGUGAUUUUUCAUUCUUCUUAUUUCACAUAAUUUUAUUAUUCAUUCCUUUCACAGAUGCUUGCCAUUUUGUAUCAUGUCUUGCAAAUGAACAAAGAUGGGAUGAAGUGCCUGUCAUUUUUUGAGAACGAUGAUGUUCGAUUUCAUUGUGAGAGUGACAUGGACUCAGUCAGUUUGUAUAAGAAUCAAGCUGGAACUUUUAAAGACCACAACUUGGUUAUUGACAGUGAUGACAAAAAGGUAAUUUAUGUUAUAAGUAAACCACCAACUUUGGUACAAAGUUACCAAAAAUCUUAAAAUCAUAAGAUGGUCACCAAUGGGUAGAGUUUAGUCUCCAGAAAAAAAUGCAAAACAGGAAUAAACCAAGAUAAAACAACAUGGGAAAAGAUGACAUGAGGAAUCAUACUGCUUUUAGAAAUUUUGUCUUUGGAGCAUCAACACAAAGUGUGUAAAAUUUGUUUUAUACUCACCAUGGCAACUAAAAUGAUUGCAACUUGGGGGGGGGGGGCUGUCGUCAAAUGACUGUUUUAGUUCAUAGUUUUAGUUCAUAUUGAUACAAAUUAUUAUUAUUUUUUUUUUUUUUUGAUCUAGAUUAUAUUCCAUGGAGGGCCUACAACAGCAUCUGCACAGAGUAGGUGUAACUUAAAUUUGAUAUUACUAAAUCACAGAUAACCUCAUCCUUAUUAUGGAAUAUAUACCAGUUUUUUUUUGGAUCGUCAAAAAUUGAUCAGGAGACUGAUGAGAAUGGAAAAAUACAGAAAAAAUUUGAACGUACAACUGACAGAGUCUUAUUAAUGGUUUGCCUGUUGUUCAGUGCACGUAGGUGCAGAUAUGACUGAAAUCCAUGCUAAGCGUGGCUUCCGAUUUGUGGACCCUUAUGAAAAGAAGACCAUCCUGAACUUGAAUGGAAGUGUGUGGUAUGUUAAUCCAGCCUCCAUCAAUGCUUUCACGGUUGCUGGAGAUGCAUUGGUUACCCAUCGGGUAAGAGAGUGUACAACUUUACAAACUAAUUUGGAGAAACUAUUUCUUGAAUUAAUGAAACUACAGUUCAGUUACUAUUUUUGGGAAAAAUUUAUGGCUUCCCUGAGAAAGAGAAAUAAACAGGUUUUGCAACUCAAGUGCAGCAACCACUUUCUUAAUUUUUGAUGUUGGCAAUAGUCGAGUGAACAGUGUACUCUUGACAGGAGAUUUUUAGGUGCUUGUCUUUGGGAAUGUUGAUAUAUGCAGGUUUUUAGUUCUGUUGUUAUUUUUUCCAAUUAAAAGCAAAUUUUUCAAUUAUUUAUUUACCAACCUCAAAAGUUACCAUCUGGCCUACUUUCCAUGCUGGACACAUGCUGAUCCUAGUAAUAGUAGUUGAAUUUUUCUCAUUCAAACCUAGUAGCUUGUCAACAAGUUCCCCAGAUUUCAGUUGAGAUAGGAUUGUGUCACCAAACUGGAGCAGUAAGGGGCUCAAAUACAACUAGGGAUGCAGAUAUGUUUGCUCAUUCUCUUUUUAUAAGUAUACUGUCUAUGCUUUUUUGUCAGGUUGUCAGUAAUGAGGACCAGAAUUUGACUUUGACCUCUGAAAAGAGCAUUUCAGUGGAGGGACAUGAAGGGCUAGUUUUGGAUGGAAAAAUGACUAACUUCAAUGCUGAUGAGGAUAUCGAAAUUUCCUCCGUCUUGGUAAUAAUAUUGUCUUCACCAGAGGGUCGUUGAAUUGUGCUCUUUGGCAAGAGAGCAAGAUAGCCGUCAGAAGAAAAUGUUGGUUAUUAGGCUAGUAAAACAAACCUGAAACCAAUUUCUUUUUAUUUUCUCACUUUAAAGGGUUCACAAGGAAAGGCUACGAUUACGUUUGAUGCAAGCAGUGGGGUCUAUGUGAAUGGAAAUGCACUAGACAUGCCGACUGCAGCCCCAGGCAGUUCUUCAGGGAAAUACAAGUUAUGUGCAUGUAUAAACACGGGCAAGCUUUAUCGUGUGGAAGUUUUGAACUCGACUUUCUCGACUUGUUCUACAGUGGAGAUUGUUUGUGGAUAAUGACAACAGUUGUUGUCUUGAAAAGAACUUCUCUUACUCUCGUUUAUUGACUAAAUUACGGUUAAUUCUGUAGGAGGUAAAAAAAACUUGGUAAGAAUAUGUAGUUGGUUAAAGGAUGGUAUGAAUAGAGAGGGUAAAAUAUUGAUAUGAACUGCACAUGGCUCUCUAGUGGUGCUGCUUUUUAAACGGCUCGUUUCCGUGUUUGAGACGUUGGUUUCAGUACACUGAAUAAUAGAUAUUGAAACACGUUGAAAGAAAACGCGAACGGCAAACGACCAUCUACGAUCUGUAUGAUAGUUUUUUUCCUCCAACCUUAAAUAAUUCUCACAAAGAAGUAGAAAUUUUCUAAAUGUCCUCAUAUUUUUGCACCGACGCCCAAAAGGCAGGGAGAAAAAGCUUGUAAUUUCUAGUAGUUUGCCGUUUGCGUUAGGUUAUUUUAGAUAAUCUCUCUAAUGUUUUGUUACUGGUAAAUAUUUUAUACCUGGCUCGUAAAAUGCUGUUUUUCAGUAACGCUUGUAUUUUUCUAUGACGGAAUGAAAUUGGAGAAAUGUGCCAAGUCAUAGUCAGUUAAAGCAUGUAAAAUAGCUUAGCACCUAUUUAUUACCUGUACCCCCUUGGACGACGCUCUUGGCGGCUACAAAGUUAGUUUUGUCUGUGCUUUAAGUCAACCAGGAGCACAUUUGAUACGACUGGACCAGUAUUAUUCAUCGAAGGAUCCUGCCUCCCACUCAUUUGCAGUCGAUUGGCAGUUAGUUUUGUAUAUUCGCCCCCAAAUCCUCCACCGCUCCCUAGCAGAAAAAAUGUGGUAUUUAAGGUAACAUAGAUAGAUUUCUUAAAUGGGAAUAGGAGAAUGAAAAUAGUGGGAGGGGACUGUCGUUUUCCACCAUUUCUAUCUCUCUUCUUAUUUUUAGUAGUUUUAGGCUCACAAUUAUGAAAAUUUAGCCAAAACGUAGCUUUGUUCCUGUUCUGUAGUAGAGGGUUGUCCUGGGGUAUGGUCUCUCUUGACGAUGACUGUUUUGCUGCUGUGCUAAAGCAUACUAUUACAAUGUCAAUUAGAGUGCUUCAACUUUGGGAUAACUGACUACUAUACAGACAGUUUUUUACACGAGCAAGGCAUUUUUACAUCUUGUAAACAGAAGAAGAGCUUUUUAAAGUAUACUUUUCUAGUGUUGGCGACCGCGUAAGACCCUGGAGUUUUUUACUUUGAUAAAAACAAUAAAGCUGUGGAAGUACGAAGCAGUGUUAUGUCCUCUAUAAUUGUCCGUUCGGCUUCCGAUGACUCUUAACUUUCAAGGGAAGUGGAAAAAGGUUCAGCUAUCGGGAUUUCAAGUCAUCGGGA
Pocillopora meandrina is the source of this 6349-nucleotide messenger RNA. The record is from the annotation of a GenBank genome assembly. Lineage: Eukaryota; Metazoa; Cnidaria; Anthozoa; Scleractinia; Pocilloporidae.